This is a messenger RNA of Gopherus flavomarginatus (Mexican gopher tortoise), 2563 nucleotides long. RefSeq names its product autophagy related 7 (gene ATG7). Gene Ontology annotation, molecular function: Atg8 activating enzyme activity; Atg12 activating enzyme activity. The coding region runs from base 44 to 1411 and encodes 455 amino acids. The record is from RefSeq and is a predicted model, not a curated record. NCBI's taxonomy places the organism in Eukaryota, Metazoa, Chordata, Testudines, Testudinidae. Gene Ontology annotation, cellular component: phagophore assembly site; cytoplasm. Gene Ontology annotation, biological process: autophagy of mitochondrion; protein modification by small protein conjugation; autophagosome assembly. The transcript is spliced from 11 exons.
UUGUCCAAAAGCUGUUGGAUGGGAGAAAAACCAAAAAGGAGGCAUGGGUCCAAGAAUGGUGAAUCUGAGCGAAUGUAUGGAUCCUAAAAGGUUAGCUGAGUCGUCUGUGGAUCUUAAUCUUAAAUUGAUGUGCUGGCGGUUGGUGCCUACGCUUGACCUGGAGAAGGUUGUGUCUUCUAAGUGUCUGCUGCUAGGAGCUGGUACGCUGGGUUGUUGUGUAGCCAGAACCUUAAUGGGAUGGGGAGUCAGACAGAUCACAUUUGUGGACAAUGCAAAAAUCUCCUAUUCCAACCCUGUACGGCAGCCUUUAUAUGAGUUUGAAGAUUGUCUCGGUGGUGGGAAGCCCAAGGCACUUGCGGCAGCAGACAGACUGCAAAAAAUAUUUCCAGGAGUGAAUGCAGAAGGAUUUAACAUGAGCAUCCCCAUGCCAGGUCACCCUGUGAAUUUUUCUGAAGUCACAAUGGAACAGGCUCAAAAGGAUGUGGCAGAGCUUGAACGACUCAUUGAUGCUCAUGAUAUUAUUUUCCUGUUAAUGGACACUAGGGAAAGUCGAUGGCUUCCUGCUGUCAUUGCAGCCAGCAAGAGGAAGCUGGUCAUCAAUGCUGCAUUGGGAUUUGACACAUUUGUUGUGAUGAGACAUGGACUAAAGAAACCAAAGCAGCAGGAGUCUGGUGAUUCAUGUUCCAGCAAUGCCUCUGGCUCUGCUGAUCUCCUGGGAUCAUCGCUCUUUUCAAACAUCCCUGGCUAUAAACUUGGCUGCUACUUCUGCAAUGAUGUUGUGGCACCGGGGGAUUCCACCAGGGAUCGGACAUUGGAUCAGCAGUGCACAGUCAGUCGACCAGGAUUAGCCAUGAUAGCUGGAGCCCUUGCAGUAGAGCUAAUGGCUUCUGUUUUGCAGCAUCCAGAAGGUGGUUAUGCUGUUGCUAGCAGUAGUGAUGACAGAAUGAAUGAACCACCUACCUCUCUUGGGCUUGUGCCUCAUCAGAUUCGUGGCUUUUUAUCAAGAUUUGAUAAUGUCCUUCCUGUCAGCCUUGCAUUUGACAAGUGCACAGCUUGCUCUCCCAAAGUCCUUGACCAGUAUGAGCGAGAGGGGUUUAAUUUCCUUGCAAAAGUUUUUAAUUCCUCACAUUCCUUCUUAGAAGACCUAACAGGUCUGACUUUAUUACAUCAGGAAACUCAAGAUGCUGAGAAGGAAAGGGGGGAACCCAAAGAGAGACAAAGGAUUCCCACCUUGUGCCAAAGCCAUAAAAGGGGAUGGAACAGAACAAAGGAGGUCCCAGUCAUGUGUGAAAUCACCUGCUUUUCACCUAAGAUGCCUGCUGGAAUUAACAAGGCCUGUACCGGGGAAAGGAUUGGGCCCAAACUAGGAAGGAGUCUAGUCUGUGAAAGAAGCUUAUUGGAACAUCUCUGAGGAUUUGGGACAUGAGUGAUGAUGAAACAGUCUGAAAGCCAAAUGAAUGAAGUGGAAGAUGACCUGCUUUAGGCUUCAGUGAUGUCUUUUAUCCGUCAUUUGACAAGUUAAUGAUUGCUUACACAUUUUGACUUACAAAUAUAAUCUACAUCUGUGCUAUGAAUGGGACAUUAUCUUGAACUAAAAUAAUAGUUCUACUGUGGAUGUAAUUCUCCCCUGCUUUUCAUUUUUAUCCUAUGCAUGAGAUAACACUCUUGCUAGAGCAAUGUGUUUGUUUAAAUCCCCUUUCUAUUUUUUUUCUGUUUCUAAACAUAGCUUACAUAUGAAAUAUGCCACUUUAAAUAGCCUUUGGAGUUUUCAUUUGUCCCAGUUUUCAUUUUACUUGUCAAUAGAUAUGCCUAAAUAUCAUUGUAUUUUUCAUGUUUCAAUGAUUUGUCACAUUUUAUAAGUAUUUAAUAUUCAGGCUAUAAGAAAAUGCCCCUAUAGAUGGGAAUUAAAUCACAUUGUUAUUUAAGGGAGUGGGGGAAAGAUAACCAAACAUCCACCUGCACAGUUUUACUGUGUUAGAUCAUGUUGUAACAUAUUAGCCCCCCUCCUUAUUAUAAUGCAGUUGGUCUUGCCUGUGCAGAUGGGAACAGACAAAGCUUCAGAAUCUUAUUAGAGUCAUAUAAAAGACUUGAGCUGUAGCAUGGUUCCACACUGUGGAUAAAGUAUCAUUUGACAUUGCCUACCUAGUGAAGAUCAAACCAUGUUUAUAUCCUGAUUGGGGGCUAUGAUGCUUACAGCAAGAUCCAUUACACAGUAAAAAUUGCUUUGAAGGUAGGCCCUUAGCUAGAUAAAAGUGUAUAGUGUAAUUGAGAAAUGUAUCUAAGGCUGUGGUUCUCCAGCUUUGUCAUUCUUAAAUCCCACCACCUAGCAUGUUCAUGGACAUCAAAACAGUCCUAACCCUAAUCUCCCAUUGGAGGCAUUUGAAAUGUUUCGUUCUUGCUGGUGCACAAAACCAUAGUUUGAGAACCACAGAGAAAAAGGAUAAUUUAUGAAACUCAAAAUUUUAAAAAAUCAAAUGUAUUACUACCCUAAAUGUAAAGAGAAAUAUAUCUAUUGUUUUGCAUCUUGAAAUAACUAAAAACAAAAAAAAAUGUUUUAAGCCUC